AUGCCUAAAGAAGAUUGCAAGACAGAAAAGAGUAUAGACAGUAUUGAUGAGAAUGUAUUAAAAAAAUAUGAUAUAUUAAAAAAAGUUGGUAAAGGAGCUUAUGGUGUUGUAUUUAAAGGUAGAUGUAAGAAAAAUAAGAACAUUGUAGCUGUGAAGAAAAUAUUUGGAGCUUUUCAAAAUUGUACAGAUGCUCAAAGAACGUUUAGAGAAAUAAUAUUUUUAUAUGAAUUAAAUGGACAUGAUAAUAUAAUAAAAUUAAUGGAUGUUAUAAAAGCAAAGAAUGAUAAUGAUAUAUAUCUUAUUUUUGAUUUCAUGGAAACCGAUUUACAUGAAGUAAUAAAAGCAGAUUUAUUAGAAGAGAUCCAUAAGAAAUAUAUAAUAUAUCAAUUAUUAAGAGCUUUAAAAUAUAUCCAUUCAGGAGGUUUAUUACAUAGAGAUAUUAAACCAUCAAAUAUAUUAGUAAAUUCAGAAUGUCAUAUAAAAGUAGCAGACUUUGGAUUAGCUAGAAGUAUUUCAACUCAUGUUAAUGAAAAUAAAGUACCUAUACUAACAGAUUAUGUAGCAACUCGAUGGUAUAGAGCUCCUGAAAUUUUGUUGGGUAGUACGCAUUAUACAGAAGAUGUUGAUAUGUGGUCCUUAGGUUGUAUCAUGGGAGAAUUAUUAUGUGGAAAACCGUUAUUUACAGGAAAUUCUACAAUGAAUCAAUUAGAAAAAAUAAUACAAGUAAUAGGAAAACCGAAUAAAAAGGAUAUAGAAGAUAUUAGAUCACCUUUUGCCGAAAAAAUAAUUUCGUCUUUUGUAGAUUUAAAAAAAAAAAAUUUAAAAGAUAUAUGUUAUAAGGCUUCUAACGAAUCCUUAGAUUUAUUAGAAAAGUUGUUACAGUUUAAUCCGUCUAAAAGGAUAAGUGCAGAAAAUGCCCUUAAACAUAAAUAUGUUGAAGAAUUUCAUUCAAUAAUUGACGAACCUACAUGUAGACACAUUAUUACAAUUCCCAUAAAUGAUAAUACGAAAUAUAGAGUUAAUUUUUAUAGGAAUGUUGUUUAUUUUGUAAUUAUGCGUAGGAAUAAGUUUCACUCUAAUGUAUUGAACCAAGGGGAAAGUAAAAAAGAAGAAAAGAAGGAUCGAUAUUAUAGAAGGGAUAAGGAUAAAAAAAAAUGUAUAUGUGAAAAUAAUAAAGUACAUAUGGAAGAUAAAGAAUAUAAGAAUAAGAUCAUAUUUUCUCAAGGGGAUAAACCUGAAGACAUAAAGGAAGACCACAAAAAAUGUAAAAUUUGUGAUGAAAUUCAUGUGGAUACAUCAAAACAAAUUGAUUCUAUCAACCUAGAGCAUGUAGUUCUUAAUAACAAUGAUGUAUCUUAUGUUGAUAAGAAAAAAAAAACAAAAUAUGAACCAGUAUACAAGGAAAGAGGAAAAAUGAAAAAAGAUAAAAUGGGAAAUGUUUACUGUAAGGAUAGAGAAAGGAGAGUUUUUUACGAGGCUAGAAAAAAGGAGAGCAUUACAAAUUUUACGACAGCAACGACGAUUAGUAAAAGUGAUGAUACAGAAGUGGAGAUGAGUCAGAUGGAAAUAAAUGAAAUUGAGUCAAAUGAAAUGAAAGGAAAAAUAAAAGAACAAAUAAAAGAACAAAUAAAAGAACAAAUAAAAGAACAAAUAAAAGAACAAAUUAAGAAGACUCAAAAUAAUAUUAGUAAGAUUUCCAUAGGGAGUAAUACAAUGAGUAGCACUAUCAGUAAAACUGAACCUAAUAGUAGAAACUAUUUUAUUAAUAAGAAAAGUGUUGAAUCUUUUUAUACUAAAGAAAGAAAAAAUAAUGACAUAUUGUUUCAUGCUAAUAAUAAGAAGGUUAUAUUUUUUAAAGACAAAAAUAAGAUUAAAAAUCAUAGCUCAGAAAAAAAAAAAAUUAAAUAUAAAGUAUUUUAUGGUUUUAAAAAAUCAUAUGAAAAUGAACAAAAUGUACCUCAUUAUUUAGAAACCAAAUGUAGUAAUACCCCGUUAGGGAAGAAUUAUUAUUAUAAAAAAUAUGUGGAUGGAAGUAACAAAAAAUAUGUGGAUGGAGGUAACAAAAAAUAUGUGGAUGGAGGUAACAAAAAAUAUGUGGAUGGAAGUAACAAAAAAUAUGUGGAUGGAAGUAACAGAAAAUAUGUGGAUGGAGGUAACAAAAAAUAUGUGGACGGAAGUAGUAAAAAAUAUGUGGAUGGAGGUAACAAAAAAUAUGUGGACGGAAGUAGUAAAAAAUAUGUGGAUGAAGGUAACAAAAAAUAUGUGGAUGGAGGUAACAAAAAAUAUGUGGAUGGAGGUAACAAAAAAUAUGUGGAUGGACGUGAUAAAAAAUAUAACCAUAAUUAUAACCAUUUUAAUAAUAAUUACUAUUACUAUAGUCGUAGAGGCUCUUUGAAAAGCGUAAACAAAGAAGAAGAGAACUGUUCCCAAAGAACAUGGAAGAAUACAGCAAAAUUACAUUUACCCCUUGUAGUAAAUAAAAGCACAAAACCAUUGAAUACUUUAUCACACGAUUAUUAUAAUAAAGACGAAGAAAAUAAAUAUAUGAAUAAUAGUAUGUUAAAAAAAGAAGUGAAGAAAAAAAUAUGGAGACAUCUCAUAGAUAAUGAGAAUAAAAAAAAUCAAGAUAUGACAGAUUAUUAUUAUAAUCCUAUAAUAAAUAAGACAGAAAAGAAUAAUAAGAGGAUAAAUUUUAAAUGUGGUGAGAAAAAAAAAACAGAGGAGAAAUGUGUUUCAAAUGAGUAA
Plasmodium falciparum 3D7 is the source of this 2745-nucleotide messenger RNA. It is a transcript of the gene MAPK1, whose product is annotated as mitogen-activated protein kinase. Lineage: Eukaryota; Apicomplexa; Aconoidasida; Haemosporida; Plasmodiidae. Gene Ontology annotation, biological process: MAPK cascade. Gene Ontology annotation, molecular function: MAP kinase activity; nucleotide binding; transferase activity. The record is from RefSeq and is a predicted model, not a curated record.